CAAACACAUGCGCGUUGCCGCUCGUCCAAAAUUCCACCUCUACGACUCCUUUUCCAAAGUGACAGGUUUCGUUUUUCCCUUUUAUUUAUUUUACGAAUACAAAUUAGUUAUUAAAAAUUGUGUUUGUGCAAGUUCGGACUGUCCAAAAUUCAUGUAGUGAACCACUAAAACAAAGUGCAACAGUGAUUAAAUUAGUUCGUUUGUCCAUGACGUUUAAUUCAGUUUCCUGUUACUAAAAAGGUGUCGUAGCAUCUGCCACUAAAAUCCAGUUUCGUAUAGCCAAAGGGCAUGGCGGUGAAACAGAAGAUUUCGGAGUGCGUGGAGCAGUCGGGAGAGAGACGUCUUCAAAACAUCUUGCGAGUUCUUCAGGACUUGCGGGCUCGGGAUGUUGCUCCGCAAGAUAAGUCUUGGACGAGUAUUGUUCCCAUACUGGGCACCAUCCAGGUUCCCAGCAAUCCACAAGAAUACACCCGCUUUAUUUGUGAAAUCCAUAGUGUUCGAGAGAUCCUAACAAAAGAGUGUUCCAAGGAGGAAGUGGUUUUUUUCACGCUCAAAUCGUUUUACGAUGAAAUUUCCAAGCAAGAGAGGCAACUGUCGCCGGCAAUGUCCAUUGUCUUGCAAUUGCUCAAUCCGGCUAGCAUACCGAAUGCAGUACGGUACAUUUUGGACACGGGUUAUCCAGACCAAAAUUUGGAACGUGCAUUGCUCACGUUGUGCACGUGGCUAACAAAAUGGACGUGGACCGAUAAUUUGGGGCCGCUUGUCCUUGCUUUUAUGCAAGGUCUGGAAGCUGAACACCACUACGAUAUUCUAGUGGAAGUCACGGUGGCUACUAUCGACCAACUGUUCAAAUUACUUAUUCUUCCCGACGCCCGAGUCGGCGUGGAACCUGUCGUCAUGUAUAUGUUGAGCAGAAUACAACACAGUCCUGAGGCCUUCCAUAGGGUGAUACCUCACAUUCCAUGCGUCCUACAAAUGUUGAGUAAGGAGAAGAGCGAAUCGAGUCUGAACUGUUUACAGAACAUUGUCGGUUUGUGUCUGGCGUUGAUGGACCAUUUUCCCAAUUACCCAAGUAUGUAUGAACCGCUUAAAUUAGAAUUCCGGCCGUACUGUCCCAAAGCAAAUUACAAGAGCCUAUUGGAAUGUCGCUCGUGGAUCGACGUGAGUGGUUCCACAAUUCUGCGACCCAUUCAAUGUAAAGUUGGCUUGAACAAUUUGGGCAACACCUGCUAUAUGAACAGUGUACUACAGGCGUUGUUCAUGACGAAAACUUUCAGGAAUGAACUAUUACUGUACCAUCAAGAAGCCACACUAUUGACUAUGAUGCAAGCGUUGUUUGCAUUACUGCAACACUCUAAAAGAUCUUCCUUGAGUCCUACUGAUAUUCUAAAUUUGUCUAGGCCACCCGGUUUUGUUCCAGGUCAUCAGCAUGAUAGUUCUGAGUUUUUGGGAUACUUGUUGGACACUUUGCAUGAACAAGAGAAGAACAUUGCUAGUGGAGAUGCCGGAGAUGUUGAAAUGUCUUGCUUGAUGUCUACCAUAGUACAACAGUCGUUUGGAGGCCGAUCAGUCACAGUGUCCAAGUGCGACGAGUGUUCAACCAAAAGUGAACGUGAAGACAAUUUCAGGGAGUUGCAGUUGUCCUUUCCGGGCAACUGUGAGAAUCAAUCGGUCCAAACGCUGCUGAAUUACUACUUCCAAACGGAAAAGUUGUCGGGCGACAAUCAAUACUACUGUGAUAUUUGCGGGGGAUUGACUGACGGCGAACGCGUCACGAAGAUACUGGAACAUCCCCAGAGACUUAUACUGACAUUAAAACACUUCAAAUACGAUCCGGUGUCGCAACAACGCACCAAACUGUUGCAGAAAGUCGAACUGGAUGAAUUCAUACAAUUGGAAACUGUCCAGUACAAAUUGUACGCCGCGGUUAUACAUUUCGGGUCCAGUGUGGACUCCGGACAUUAUUACACAUUCGCCAGAGACAGUGAUGACUGGUACAAGUUUAACGAUUGUUCAGUAGUGAAAACGAGUGCGGAGGAUUUGUGCCGUCUGAGACAGCUGGAAACACCGUACAUUUUAUUCUACUGCCGGCAAGACUGCCCCGAUCCUGAAAAUUUGCCGCGUACAUUGCUUUCAAAUCGGUUACAGUUGGUUUUGUCUAAGGACCUUUCCGAGUACGAGAUCGAACGAAAAAAGCCACUGAAGUCGUACAAUACCAAACAAAAUAGCAACGACGAACCGCCACCGCCCGGAUGUGGGGGAGGUGGAUUCAACAGUAACAAUAGUAAUAUGUUUGUAUGCUAACUGUAAUAUUUAUUAUGUAAAUAUACUAUUUGGUUCAUUGAAAAUUGUGCAGUUUAUUUAUUGAGUUAAUUCUACUUUUUAUUCAGUACCCACUCUAUUGUGGUGGCUGUUUUCCAGACUGAAUUAACUUCAUUGUAUAUUAUAUUAAUUGAUAAUAUAAUUGCCAAAGGCAUUGUAAAUUUGGUUUGAAGAUAUAUGGCAUGUACAUAUUUAAUUGAUGAAGCAAAUUGAAAUUGCACAAUUUUCCCUGAAAUCUUCAUUAGGAAUUUGGUAAUUUAUAUCUAGUAAAAUUAUAGUAUUUCAAUGUUAUUUAAUUAACUUGUUAAUUUUUGCAAAGAACUACUUAUUUUGUUUAUAAUUAAUAAAAUCAACCAUUUGUGAUACUGUAUAUUAUUUUUUAGAUUAAAUUAAUUUAUUUAUCAAUUUUUGCUCUGUAUCUACUUAAUGUCAACAAAAAAUAGUUUUCUAUGUUAUUUGUUACAAACUACAAAUUUAAGAUUGUAUUAUUUUUUCAAAAUUUAUAAACAGUCACUUGAUAAUUUAUGUAAUUAUUACGAAAAUUACAUAAUGGUAAUGUUCAAAGUAUUUGUUAUAACAUUAAAGAAUAUCUUUUUAUUGCA
Aethina tumida (small hive beetle) is the source of this 2924-nucleotide messenger RNA. RefSeq names its product ubiquitin carboxyl-terminal hydrolase 35 (gene DUBAI). Gene Ontology annotation, molecular function: cysteine-type endopeptidase activity; cysteine-type deubiquitinase activity. Gene Ontology annotation, cellular component: nucleus; cytosol. Lineage: Eukaryota; Metazoa; Arthropoda; Insecta; Coleoptera; Nitidulidae. Gene Ontology annotation, biological process: protein deubiquitination. The transcript is spliced from 8 exons. The record is from RefSeq and is a predicted model, not a curated record. Bases 289 to 2304 code for a protein of 671 amino acids.